UAUCGUACAUUAGAAUCCGAUGCAUGUGGCGUUUUAUUCCAUGUCGGCGGGGACAACGUUAUCAGUAAAGAGAGUAAAGUUCAUCACGUUUAUUGCAGUGGGGGCCACUUCAACCCCGCGGUGUCUCUGAGCGUCUACCUGUGUGGAGGGAUGGAGCUCACGCUGCUGCUGCCCUACGUGCUGACGCAGCUGGGUGGAGGUCUGGUGGGCGCCGGUCUGACCAGAGCCAUGUUCCCCUACGAAGUGUACAACGCGUCCCACGGAGGAGCCUUCAACGUAGUCAGCAAGGACCUGGGGAGGACCACCCUGGCCGAGGCCGUGAUGACGCUGUUCCUCACCGUGGUGGUGGUCAUGGGGGCCGUCAACAGCCGCACCCGAUCUCCGUGGGUCCCUUUCUGCGUCGGCCUCACUGUGACGGCCAACAUAUUUGCAGGGGGCUCGUUGUCCGGCGCCUGUAUGAACCCCGCCCGAGCCUUCGGCCCGGCUGCGGUUGCAAACCACUGGAGCCACCACUGGAUCUACUGGGUCGGCCCCACGAGCGGCGCGCUGCUCACCGUCGUCUUCAUCAGGUUGCUGUUGGGCGAUAAGAAGACUCGAGUGGUGCUGAAGUGAAUGUGUUGUUUAUCAGACGACUUGGUGAUGUUGUUUCCACUUGUUCAUACACACGACAAUAAACUGCACCGUUAUAAUUUGUCAGUAAAAUGUGCACAUGUAUUUUCCACUAAAGCAGCGAUAACUGUCGGCUCCUUUUCAAUGAAACAUUUGUAUUUGUGGACUCAAUAAAGUGUCUGAUUAUAUGAUA
Messenger RNA from Gasterosteus aculeatus aculeatus (three-spined stickleback), 802 nucleotides. The record is from RefSeq and is a predicted model, not a curated record. NCBI's taxonomy places the organism in Eukaryota, Metazoa, Chordata, Actinopteri, Perciformes, Gasterosteidae.